Messenger RNA from Daldinia caldariorum, 2510 nucleotides. Its product is annotated as MFS general substrate transporter. The record is from RefSeq and is a predicted model, not a curated record. The coding region runs from base 609 to 2330 and encodes 573 amino acids. Gene Ontology annotation, molecular function: basic amino acid transmembrane transporter activity. Gene Ontology annotation, cellular component: fungal-type vacuole membrane. Gene Ontology annotation, biological process: basic amino acid transport; transmembrane transport. NCBI's taxonomy places the organism in Eukaryota, Fungi, Ascomycota, Sordariomycetes, Xylariales, Hypoxylaceae. The transcript is spliced from 4 exons.
GCCCGGAUGUCAGUCUCUAUCAUCUAGUUACCUACCUAAGGUAUGUAGAGAUCAAGCCUAUACGAACGUGUCGCGGUAACGUGCAUUAGUUAGCUCCCGAAAUCCUGACUGGUAGCCACUUAUCAUGCAGUUGGAAAGACCAUUGAGUCUAACAACGGGUAUAACAUUAUCGUGAGUUGAGUCUAUUUCAAUUCCAGGUUUCAACAACGAACCCGUCGAUAUUGUCUCUGUUGCAGAAAAAGAGAUGGCAAUAUAGUUCAACUUUCGACUCGCCUUAAAAGGUCUUCUAUCUCUAUAUGAAUAAUACAGUUCAAGUACAAUACAAUUUAAUACAAUGCGGACCUAUAAAAUGGGGUUACGGCGGACCGUUAGCGAUUACGGGGGAGCGUUAUCUCGUCAGCCCCCAACGAGUCUGCAAGUUGAUAGAUUAUCAAUCAAUCACCGCAGAAUCCUUCAAUUGCGUGAUAGUUGGUAUGCACAUCAAUUUCGCAGGAUCCUUUUCGCCUUGCUCGCGACAAAAUAGAACGUAGUUGGGUUUUUUUAACCCUUUUUCUUUCUCUUGUAUAACUAUACUUCGAUUUUUGUAAAGUCUUCUGAAUCCAAGGCCAAUGUCUUCCAACGACACUGCGCCCACCUUUAUCGAUGGGGCCUCGGAGACGACACCUCUGCUUAAGAAAGACGUUUCUGUAGUGAGCGUCUCGGCUCAGAGCCAAUCUAAUGGCACGUCUUCGAGCUCAAGCAACUCCGUCGCCAGUGAUUUCCCGGAGAAUGAUGUGGAAAAUGGCCGGCCAGACGGCUCUGCGCCAACCGGGAGUGCGCCAAAAUUGAAAGUAAACAUGAAGGCGCUCCUACCGGCGCUUGCCAUUGGUAUAUUUAUGGUGGCGUUAGACCAGACGUUAACUCUCGCCACCUACGGCAAGAUGGGUAGUGAUCUCAACGCCUUGAACUCGACGAGCUGGAUCUCCACCUCGUACUUCUUGACGCUGACGGUAUUUCAACCCCUAUACGGCCGGUUGUCUGACAUCUUCGGCCGCAAGGAGUGCCUGCUGUUUGCCUACGCCGUCUUUGGUAUUGGCUGCCUCGGCUGCGGACUAUCCCGCGAUAUCGUCGAGCUAUGCGCGGCCCGCGCCAUAGCCGGCGUCGGUGGCGGCGGCAUGAACGCCGUCGUAACUAUCCUGGUCACGGAUCUCGUGUCUCUUAGGGACCGCGGCCUCUUUCAGGGCUACAUCAACAUUGUGUACACCGCCGGCAUGGCAUCCGGCGCACCAAUCGGUGGUCUAAUUGCCGAUACUAUCGGCUGGCGAUGGGCGUUCGCGGGCCAGUUCCCGCUAUCACUCGUCGCGUGGCUAGCUGUGUUCUUCGUCCUCGACCUGCCCAGGACGGACCACGCGCACUGGACGCACAAGGUGGCGCGCAUCGACUUCCUCGGGGCCUUCACCCUGGUCUCCGCCGUGUUCGCGCUGCUGUUCGGCCUCGACAACGGCAGCAACGAGGGCUGGAGCCGGCGCGUCACCGUCGUGCCCCUCGCCCUGACCCCGCUCCUCUUCGCCCUGUUCCUCUUCAUCGAGAUCCGGGUCGCGGCCGUCCCCUUCGCGCCCGGCCACGUCAUCCUCGACCCGCCGCUGCUCGCGGUGUACGGGGCCAACCUAUUCAGCCUCGCCGCGCAGAUGGGCGUCUCCUUCUUCAUCGCCCUGUUCUUCCAGGCCGCCGUCGGCCUCUCGGCUACUUCUUCCGGCCUCAUGUUCCUGCCCAGCACCGUGUUCGGGCUCACGGGCUCGCUGGGCAGCGGCAUCAUCAUGCGCCGCACGGGCAAGUACUACUGGAUCACGGUGAUCGGGUACGUCCUGGUGGUUCUCGGCGUAGCUCCCGCGGUGUCCUUCUCGGGCGCGGUGGUCAAGUCUACCGCGGGAGUCAUAGUGGGCCUGUGUAUCAUGGCGCUCGGGUCUGGUACUUCCAUCACCAGCACGCUCAUCGCCAUCAUCGCGAACGCGAACCCGUCCGACUCGGCGGUGGCCAUCGCGUGCUCGUACCUGUUCCGGUCGCUGGGCACGACGCUGGGCGUCAGCAUCUGCACGGCGGUCCUGCAGCAGGUCCUGCGCACGCGGCUGGCGGCGGCGCUGGGCGGCGACGGCGACCGCGCGCGCGAGAUCGAGGAGGGCGUCCGCCAGAGCCUCGACUACAUCCGCACGCUCGACCCCCCCGUCGCCGAGCUCGUCCGCGCCUGCUACGCUGUCGCCGUCCAGUGGGCGUUCCUCCCUGUCGGCAUCCUGGCUGCCGCCGCGUUGGUCUCGUCCUCGUUUAUUAGGGAGAAGAAGCUUGAGGGCCGGUAGGUUGGCUGUUAGGUACGAAACCUAGGUACCUAGGCAUAUAAGUAGGUACCUACCUGAUCUAAGGUAGCUUAUAUACAUACCUAGGUAUAUAUGCUUAUUGCUUAUGUCACACCCUUUAUAAAGUUAAGAAGAUGGGGAAAGGGGAAGUGGCGAAGAAGGACGAAAGGAAAAGGGGGUCUG